CAUUUUGAAUUAUUUUAGUUCAAUCAAAGCCACAACCCUUGAAGAUAUUAUUUGCCCAACGUCUGGUAGGUACUACCGGUCGCUUUUCUAAUAAUGAUCAUAAGCCACCACUCUUCAUGAUCAUUUUGAUCAAAGCCUCCACGUCCGUGCAUUUUCUCGAUAACUCGAGAGGGUCUUGGGACCUAGAUGGGAACGGUUUCAGCUUUCAGGUCAUCCAGUCAGUGGUGUGUGGGUUGUCGUAGCAGUUUAUUCCCGCACAUGUUCCUUUUGCGUGAAAACUCAGUUUUAGAAGACCUGGACAAGAUUGGCCUUUGAAGGGAAAAAAACUAAUAAUACUCCAAUAAUACUCCUCCAUUUCCUUUGAUUGAUGUUAUUAGGCUACCAAAUUUUUUUAAACAAGGAAAUGUUCAUCAAAUUUUAGAGACACAGAGAGUCAGAGAGAGAGUUCUUGAUUUCAAAAAUGGUAGCUGUGUUCAACAAAGAACUGUUGAGUUGGUAUCUAAUCACUUUGAAGCUCAAAGAAACAGUAGAAGCUGCUAAAGCACAAUCUCCAACUGCUAGUCCAUUACAGCUCAACGGACAUCGGCAAACUUCAACAGAUCCAUUAACAGGAAUUGCUGAAGAAGAAGAAGAUGAAUCAAACUCUCCUGAUUAUGAAUGGGUUAUCUCAAUUAAAGACAAACUACAACAAGCUCGUCAAGAUGAAGAUUCUGGGUCAUGGGCUAAACUCAAUAUCUACAGAAUACCAAAAUGUUUACGCAAUGACGACGACAACAAAGCGUAUGUUCCUCAAACUGUUUCAUUGGGUCCUUAUCAUCAUGAUCGUAAGAAACUUAAAGAUAUGAAUAGACACAAAUGGAGAUCUCUUCAUCAAGUUCUUAAGCGUACAGGGCAUGAUAUAAAGCUUUAUUUGAAUGCAAUUAAGGAACUCGAAGAACGAGCAAGGUCUUGUUAUGAAGGUCCUAUUAAUAUCAGCAGCAAUGAUUUUGUUGAAAUGAUGGUUCUUGAUGGGAUUUUCGCUAUUGAAUUAUUUAGAGGAGUUGCUGGCGGAUUUCAUCAUCUUGGGUAUGCUAGAAAUGAUCCUGUUUUCGCUAUGCGUAGUUUUAUGCAUUCGAUUCAACGCGACAUGAUAAUGCUUGAGAAUCAAUUGCCGCUGUUCAUUUUAGAUAAACUCUGGGGUCUUCAAGUUGGUGAUCCUGAUCAGAAAGGAUUUAUUGCUAGGCUUGUUAUUAGAUUUUUUGAUCCGUUGACACCUACUGAUGAACCGCUGCGGAAAGUCGAUAUGACGAAACUGGAAUCGUCUCUUGGUAUAAAUCACAAGACUACUUUUGAUCCGUUGACUGAACAUGGCGGUCUUCAUUGUCUCGAUGUUUUCCGUCAACAUCUUUUACGGACAGGCGCAGUUGUAGCUCCCAGAAUUUGGAUCAAGCGUAAGUCACAUACCGCUCGUGUUGCUGAUAAACGUCGCCAACAGUUGAUUCAUUGUGUUACUGAGCUUAGAGAGUCUGGAAUCAAGUUUAGGAAGAGGAAAACGGAUCGAUUUUGGGAUAUUAAGUUCAAGAACGGUAUCCUUCGGAUUCCGCGGCUUCUUAUCCACGACGGAACGAAGUCGUUGUUUCUCAAUUUGAUUGCAUAUGAACAAUGUCAGAUUGAUUGUAGGAAUGACAUAACUUCUUAUGUGAUUUUCAUGGAUAAUUUGAUCAACUCUCCUGAAGAUGUGGGUUAUCUCCAUUACUGUGGUAUUAUCGAGCACUGGCUUGGUAGUGAUGCCGAGGUUGCAGACUUAUUCAAUCGUCUAUGCCAAGAGGUGGUUUUCGACAUUAACGAUAGUUACUUAUCUAGUUUAUCAGAGCAAGUAAAUGAGUACUAUGACAGCAAGUGGAGUACUUGGCGUGCGAGUUUGAAGCACAAUUACUUCAAUAAUCCUUGGGCUAUUGUCUCAUUCUUUGCAGCUGUUAUUUUGUUAUGUCUUACUCUUGCACAAACCUUUUAUGGUGUUUAUGGGUAUUACAGACCCAAUUGAUGUAUCCCUUAGCUAAUUCCUUCUCUUUUGUUUCCUCUUAAAUGUGUGUGUGUUUAACUAGAGAAGUUGUGCAAUUUGAAUACAGAAUUAGUUGGUUUUCUUCGGUAAAUUGGAACUAUUCCACAAACCA
Messenger RNA from Papaver somniferum (opium poppy), 2153 nucleotides. RefSeq names its product UPF0481 protein At3g47200-like. The coding region runs from base 461 to 2023 and encodes 520 amino acids. The transcript has a single exon. The record is from RefSeq and is a predicted model, not a curated record. Lineage: Eukaryota; Viridiplantae; Streptophyta; Magnoliopsida; Ranunculales; Papaveraceae.